Molecule: messenger RNA, 1005 nt
Organism: Plasmodium coatneyi
Lineage: Eukaryota; Apicomplexa; Aconoidasida; Haemosporida; Plasmodiidae
Exons: 1
Coding region: 1-1005 (334 amino acids)
Biological process (GO): translational initiation
Source: RefSeq, a predicted model, not a curated record
AUGAGUGUACUCCUCACCUACGAAAAAAUAAUUCUGUGCCCUAAGCAAAAUUUAAGCGCAGCAAAUCAGUUCUAUACAAAUUUCUACAUACCCCUUGCAAACAAGGUUACUUUUUUUACUCGUCCCUUUUGGGUCAACAGAAGAAUAAGCGCCUUUGAAGAGGCGGCUCAUCAUGACAGGAAGUACAUCCAAUAUCAUGUCAUAGUAAAUGCGGUGAAAUUAUUUUUUUUAAAAAAGUAUUCGCAAGGUUGGAGUCCAUCCAUUCACCGUUGGAACAUUUUUGAAUCUAUCGGGAAGAAUAAUCCGUCUUACCUGACGUUUGCCAAGGGAGGCAGCACAGAUUCAAAUGAUGACACAACACAGGUGGGACGAAACACGUCUGAAAAAAAGACCAAUGUCAACAAUUCAAAUGGUGAGUCACAGUUAGACGAAAUCAAUUCGCAGAUUACACCACAUGAUGAAACAGAGAAAAUGCCAAAAGAUGCAGAGUCCCACUUGUUUGAGAGGGGCCCUUUCGCCAUCCAUUACUGGAAGAAGAAAAAACAAACGAACAGUACCCACUACAACAUAGACCCAUCGGCCAAAACGAAAAAGAUCCAAAUCUACUAUAACUGCGAAAUGACCGACAUGGAAAGAAAAAUUUGUAAAAUUAAAAAAUUUUUGCGAAAUGGAAAUCCCGUAGACAUUCUUUUAAUUUGUGAGAAAGACAGCGACUGCGACGACGAGGUUAAUCAAAAGAGAGGGGGAGGGGAAAAAAAGAAAAUGAAUAAAAAAAAUGAGGAGAGCACUUCCGAAGGUGGAACCACUUCCAUAUGCAAGGAUAAGAAUGAUUUUACCAACCGUGUUUUGUCACUGCAACUAGGUGAAGCGAAGUGUUCCCCGCACAUGAACGUCCGAGUGAAUUUCCUGAUGAGGCACUUGGCCAAAAUUGCAAACGUGGAGGAAACGUUUUGGCAUGUCCAGAACGGCAGGCGCGUCAUUCUGAUCAAGCUCUAUCCCAGGUGA